This is a messenger RNA of Colletotrichum destructivum, 1248 nucleotides long. Its product is annotated as Putative RNA recognition motif domain, nucleotide-binding alpha-beta plait domain superfamily. The record is from RefSeq and is a predicted model, not a curated record. Gene Ontology annotation, molecular function: RNA binding. Gene Ontology annotation, biological process: mRNA splicing, via spliceosome. The transcript has a single exon. The coding region runs from base 1 to 1248 and encodes 415 amino acids. NCBI's taxonomy places the organism in Eukaryota, Fungi, Ascomycota, Sordariomycetes, Glomerellales, Glomerellaceae. Gene Ontology annotation, cellular component: U2-type spliceosomal complex; U2 snRNP.
AUGACAGACCAAUUAAAAGACCCUUUGCCGACCUCUGUCGACGACUUCGGCACUGACGAACGCAUCUCCUUCUCCAAGCUCGAUAACAAGUACCUCGCCGUCCUCGACGACGGCACCGAGCUCGAGUUCGACCCAGCGACGUCGACCUGGACCGAGCCUGCAGACGUACCCCUGGAUCACUUCAACGAUGAAGACGAGACCGCAGCACAACUAGCAGACUUGUCCAGAGCCGGCGCCGGACCAGGCUACAUCAAUGGCGAGGGACCGCAACAGACCAACCCCAGGAAGCGCAAAGACUCGCCCACCUCAGCAGAGGACGGCGGCAGCAUGAACGCAGCACAGGGAGAAGCCGGCGGCAACGGCAACGGAAAACCUCGUCCCGCAAAGAAGGCCAAGCCCGCGCGAGCGCCGCCGCAGCCGCGCCAGAAUACGGCCGUCUACGUUACAGGGCUGCCCGCCGAUGCCACCGUCGACGAGGUGCACGAGGUGUUCUCGCGUAAGGCGGGCGUGAUCGCCGAGGAGAUCGACAGCGGCCGGCCGCGUAUCAAGAUGUAUACGGACGAGAGGGGCAACUUCAAGGGUGACGCGCUCGUGGUAUUUUUCAAGCCGCAGAGCGUAGAGAUGGCCAUCAUGCUGCUGGACGACACCGAAUUCCGCUUCGAGCCCGGGACGGUCGAGGCGCCGAAGAUGCGCGUCCAGGCCGCAGACUCGAGCUACAAGAAGGUCAAAUAUGACGAGAACGGGGCGGAAGGAGCAGGCGGCACGGGGGGCAAGGGCGGCGACAACGGGGAGGGGACGUCAGCACAGCCGAAGAGGGAACGGAACGAUAGAGACCGGCAGAAGAUCAUCCGUAAGACGCAGAAGAUGGCGGCGAAGCUCGCUGACUGGAGCGACGACGACACGGCGGCGAUACCCACGGAGACGAAUUCGAAAUGGGACAAGACAGUGAUCCUCAAGCACAUGUUCACGCUGGCGGAGCUGGAAGAAGACCCGGCGGCUCUCUUGGAGAUCAAGGAGGACAUCCGCGAAGAGUGCGCCAAGUUGGGAAACGUCACAAAUGUGGUGCUGUACGACGAGGAGCCGGACGGCGUUGUAUCUGUCAAGUUCUCCCAGCCGCAGUCCGCGCAGGCGUGUAUACAGUUGAUGAAUGGGCGCAGCUUCGACGGGCGGGUGGUGGAGGCGUCGACAGCAACGGGCAGGGAGAGGUUCAAGAAGUCGAAGCAGGGACAGGCGAGCGACAGCGAAUGA